Cucurbita maxima (winter squash) is the source of this 3085-nucleotide messenger RNA. RefSeq names its product piriformospora indica-insensitive protein 2-like. Gene Ontology annotation, cellular component: plasma membrane. The record is from RefSeq and is a predicted model, not a curated record. The coding region runs from base 1456 to 2889 and encodes 477 amino acids. Gene Ontology annotation, molecular function: protein binding. The transcript has 2 exons. NCBI's taxonomy places the organism in Eukaryota, Viridiplantae, Streptophyta, Magnoliopsida, Cucurbitales, Cucurbitaceae.
AUCAAUCAUUUCCAUCUAUAAUUUCAAAAUGUUCUUCAUAACCUCCAUCUUUUUCUCUUUGCUUCUAUAUAUCUGACUUGAGUUCCAAUUAUUAUUCACUGAAAUCAGAAGUCAUUAUUAUUGUAAUUACCAAUUGUGAAUCGGGAAUUGUUUCGAAAACAUGACGUUUAAAUUAUAUAUAUAAUCAGCCACUCCUAUGAAGUUCAGUUGCAACUUCAUUAUUUUUUAUAUUUUAUUUUUCUACAUUCUUUUAAUCAAAAGAAUAUCUAAACUAACAAAAAUACUAAAAUGUUAGUAUGUUUACCAACUUUGACAGUGGGGUCUCAUUGGUUUCUGUAUCUCAAUAAAUUGUAUUAUUGGAUUUAAAAUCGUCAUAAAAAUCAAGAAAAAUAAACUUGCAGUAUCUUUUCUUUCUGUUAAAUUUUGUGAGCACUAACUUAUAUUACAAUUUUAUGCAUUAAUCAAAGUAGAAGUCGAUUUUGAUUGAAAUUAGUGAAUAUUGGUAGGAAACAAACGUAUUGUCAAAUUUUGGGGCAGUGAUCCUCAAGACUGUGAAACCCUAACAUACAUCCUUUGUUUUUCCCUCCUUAAUACAACACUUCAAAAUCCAAAUUAAAACAAAACCCAAUGCCCAAAACCCAACUUGUUUCCUUCCAUGCAUACACAUGCACCUUCUCUCUCUUCUGCAUGGGAAAAAAAUGGUACCUUUAAAGGCCAUUUAGUUCUCUUCCCUUCCCCCACAGUCCUAUACCUAAACCCUAAACUUUAACCCUGACCCUAAUCCUAGAGCUCUGCUUUAAUGUUCUUAGCCACCUUCUCUAAAGUCUAAACCCAUAAUUCCCCCAACUACUUUACCCUUUUAGCCAUCCUAUUCUCAUAGCAAUAAAUUUUGCUAACAGAAAAUUAUACUAAAUUAUUUCUCUGAUAAAAGGAGUUGCUUUGGCAUUCCAAUGCAUACAAGGAAAAGACUAUGCCCCACAUUUCGCUUUCACUUGGGGUUGGGGCUUUUAGCCCUUUCAGUAGUUUAUGGCACUCUUAUAUUUAUUAUUGUUAUUACUAUUAUUGCUUUUUGGCCCUUUUUUGAGAAUUGUGCUUUGCCUAAUCCCCCCCCCCCCUUUUCUUCACCACUCUCUGGUCUAACACUUCCCUUUGCCCAUUUCCAUUUCCAUUUCUCUGAUCCUUUGCAUCUCUUUCACUUUCAUUCCUUACAAUCUCUCUGGUUUCUCUUUCUUUUGAGCCUUUCCUGGAUCUGGGUUUGCUUUUUCUAGCUUGCUUGUGUGAUUUCUCUACAGUUCUUGUUCUUGUGACCUCCAUGCACGUACCCAUUUCAUCCUCUCUGUUCCAUCGCUUCUCCAUUUAUAUGUCACCCUAAACUUUUGAAUACAAUAGAAUAACAUAACUGCGUCUGAUUUCUUCAUUUCUUUCUCUCAUUGUUGUGAUCAUUUUGGUUCUGUAAUGGGGAUGAAGAGGCUGUUUAUUGCUGUAUUCUUUGUCUGUUUGGGAAGUUGGAGGAGCUAUGCACAAGAAGGUGGAGAAGCUCCAAUGGAGAAAACAGAGCUUGAUGCUCUGAACUCCGCAAUACAGGGCUUUGUGGGUAAUUGGUGGAAUGGCUCAGAUCUCUACCCUGAUCCUUGUGGAUGGACUCCAAUACAGGGGGUUUCUUGUGAUAUCUUCGACGGGCUCUGGUAUGUCACUGCACUUAACAUUGGACCAACUCAUGACAACUCGCUAUCUUGUGCUCCAAAUGCCCAUUUCAGACAGCAAUUGUUUGAACUCAAACACCUUAAGAGUCUGUCCUUCUUCAGCUGCUUUGUCUCAACAAAAGGGAGCAAUUCUGUUUCACUUCCAACUGACGAAUGGCUAAAACUCGCCGGAAGUUUAGAAUCUCUCGAGUUCAGAUCAAAUGACGGCCUCACCGGAAAAAUUCCGGCCAGUCUGGGGAGUCUAUCAAACCUGCAAUCUUUGGUUUUAUUAAAUAAUGGAUUCGUAGGUGAAAUACCAGAAAAUUUUGGCGGUUUGAUCAAAUUAAAGCGACUGGUUAUUGCUGGAAACUCGCUCACUGGUCCAAUUGCUCGAAAUCUUGGGCGGCUGAGCGAGCUACUGAUUUUGGAUUUGAGUAGAAACUUAUUGUCGGGUUCUCUGCCACCGAGUUUGGGAAAUUUGACUUCCCUUUUGAAGCUUGAUCUUAAUGACAACAAAUUGAGUGGAAUUUUACCAAAUGAAAUCGGCGAUAUGGGAAAUUUAACGCUUCUGGAUCUGAGCAACAACAGUUUCUACGGUGGAUUGAAACAGUCGUUUGAGAAGAUGAGUUCGUUAGAAGAAGUAAUUUUAUCCAACAACCCAAUCGGGGGAGAACUCAAGAGCAUAAACUGGAAAAGUCUAGAAAACUUAGUGAUUUUGGACCUUUCCGACAUGGGUUUGAAAGGAGACAUUCCGGAUUCAUUAUCCGCAUUGAAAAGGCUAAGAUUUCUGGGCCUUAGCCGCAACAAUCUAACAGGAAACCCCUCGCCAAAACUUGCAACUCUGCCAGUUAUUAGUGCGAUUUACUUGUUCAGGAACAAUUUGUCUGGAGACCUCAAAUUCUCCGAAAAGUUCUACGGGAAGAUGGGGAGGAGAUUUGGGGCAUGGGAUAAUCCGAAUCUGUGUUACCCCAUUGGAACGUUGGCGGCAAACAAUGGUCCAUAUGGGGUGAAGCCAUGUCAAGAAGAGGAAGAAGAUGAAGAUGUGAUCAAAUUAAUGAAAUACCCCGUCAAAAAGACGAAUUUUGAGACGGGAAAUUCGAAUUCGGCGGUCUCAAAGGGUUGUUGUGGGCUUGGAAUUGAAGGAUUUUGGUGGAAAUUUGUGGGGAAGACAUUAGCGAUGGUUCUGUUAACGAAUAGGUUGUUAUGAAACAGAAACAGAAACAGAAACAGAGGUUUGUUUCUUAGAAGUGUCCUGCCUGAAGAGAAUGGAAUCAUUAUCCAUUUGGUCUGCUGCAGCUGACGUCCUAACGAAAAGUCACCUUCUUAUUUAAAGAAAGAAUAGAAGUUAAAUGGUAUUUGUAAUGGAGUUUACUUAGUUUCAAUUUUCAAAUUUAAUCAUGCAC